CCUCCUAACCCUUCAGUCCCUUCUCUUCAAACUCCCCUCUCAACGUUACCAAGGCGCAGGAUAAGAACCUGUCACCCCCUAUGCGCAUCUAAUCUCCGACCCUCUCCAGCCACCAAUGGGCUCCACUUCCACGGUCUCUCUCUACUCUCACCCGCAGGUCUCACUCAACAAGCAGAGGCUACAAUCCUGUUUUAUUAACGGUUCUGGCUCAUGCUAUCGUGCGCGCGGCUUGCGAUUCCCACCCGCAACGGUUUCUGUUUCCGUUUCGCUUGGAAGCACAAGGAAAUGCUUUAGGUUCAGGUUCAGAGGUUUGGUCGUUCGGGCCGAUUCUAGGGCUGGCGGUGGUUCGAGGCGCACGUCGACUGGUCGUAGAGUUUAUAGGGAAGCUCAGGGCGAGUUGACACCCUCUCCGGUGAAGCAGGUUGCGUCGUUUGUCGCUCCGGCGGGUUUGUUUUUCGCGGUUACUUUCGUUUUGUGGAAAUUGGUGGAGAAACUCCUUAUUCCAAAGCCAAGGAAGUCUUCAUCUGUUGAAAGUAAGUCUCCCUCGCAAGGAUUGCAAUGGUCCUUUGCCCCAGGAACAAAUCUUUUACCCAGUCUCAGAGCUAAGAUUGAUAGGGAGUCCAAGCAGAAGAUCAAUGAAUUUGCUAAAGAACUUAGGACGUUCAGAAGUGUUGAUUUGUCAGGGCGCAACUUUGGAGAUGAAGGGCUAUUUUUUCUAUCUGAGAGUUUAGGAUACAAUCAGACUGUAGAGGAAGUAAGUUUUGCUGCAAAUGGAAUAACUGCAGCUGGAAUUAAAGCCUUUGAUGGUGUUCUUCAAUCAAACAUAGUGUUAAAGACUCUUGAUCUUUCUGGAAACCCUAUUGGAGAUGAAGGAGUUAAGUGCCUAUGUGAUAUAAUGAUGAACAAUGCUACUAUUCAGAGGCUUCUGCUGAACAGUACUGACUUGGGUGAUGAGGGGGCAAAGGCUGUUGCGGAGUUGUUGAAGAAAAAUUCAAGCUUGCGAGUUCUUGAACUCAACAACAAUAUGAUCGACUAUUCUGGAUUCACUGGUCUUGCUGGAGCACUUCUCGAGAAUAACACUAUACGAAAUCUACAUCUCAAUGGCAACUAUGGUGGUGCUCUAGGGGCUAAUGCUUUGGGAAAAGGACUAGAGGGGAACAAGUCUCUAAGGGAACUUCAUUUGCACGGAAAUUCUAUUGGAGACGAAGGAGUACGAGCCUUGAUGUCUGGUUUAUCUUUGCAUAAAGGGAAGCUUACACUUCUAGACAUUAGCAACAACUCAAUUAGCGCAAGAGGUGCCUUUCAUGUUGCUGAAUACGUAAAGAAGAGCAAGAACCUGUUAUGGUUGAACCUUUACAUGAAUGACAUAGGUGACGAGGGAGCUGAAAAAAUUGCAGAUGCUUUGAAGCAAAACCGGACGAUAACAACCAUAGACCUGGGAGGAAAUAACAUCCAUGCCAAGGGAGUCAGUGACAUGGCUCAAGUUUUGAAAGAUAAUCCUGUAAUUACAACUUUGGAACUUAGUUAUAAUCCUAUUGGACCAGAUGGGGCAAAGGCUUUAUCUGAAGUUCUUAAGUUUCAUGGAAAGAUAAGCACCCUCAAGCUCGGUUGGUGCCAGAUAGGAGCAAAGGGUGUGGAGUUCAUUGCAGAUACUUUGAAAUAUAAUACUACCAUAUCUGUACUGGACUUGCGGGCAAAUGGACUUAAAGAUGAAGGUGCAGCUUGCCUAGCUCGCAGCUUGAAAGUGGUUAAUGAAGCUUUAACUUCGCUAGAUUUAGGGUUCAAUGAAAUAAGGGAUGAUGGGGCUUUUGCCAUUGCUCAAGCGCUAAAGGCUAAUGAAGAUGUGACAGUUACAUCUCUGAACCUUGCCAAUAACUUCCUGACAAAAUUUGGACAGAGUGCUCUGACGGAUGCAAGAGACCACGUUUAUGAAAUGAGUGAGAAGGAAGUCAAUGUCUUUUUCUAGGUUGAAGAUUCAUGCUCAGCGGGUAAUAUGUUAGAACAAGAAAGUACUUUGGUUAUUCUUUUUCCGGCGAGUAUCAGUUACUCUCAAGAUUCUUGUCAACAAUUAAAAUAAACGUAGUGAGAAAAAUUUUGGAAAUUUUUAUAUUGAUUGAGCAUAGUAAGUCCCAUCAGUGGCUUUAAUUGGUCUUCAGGUUUUCAGUCAUGUCAUAGAAUUCAACUGUAGUUUACAAGCUGACAUGUUUCUGUCAAUUUGCCGAUGAAUUCUGUUGUGCUUUA
Molecule: messenger RNA, 2241 nt
Organism: Corylus avellana
Lineage: Eukaryota; Viridiplantae; Streptophyta; Magnoliopsida; Fagales; Betulaceae
Product: RNI-like superfamily protein
Biological process (GO): nucleocytoplasmic transport; activation of GTPase activity
Cellular component (GO): cytosol; nucleus; perinuclear region of cytoplasm
Molecular function (GO): GTPase activator activity; small GTPase binding
Source: RefSeq, a predicted model, not a curated record